Penicillium antarcticum is the source of this 330-nucleotide messenger RNA. RefSeq lists its product as uncharacterized. The transcript is spliced from 3 exons. The record is from RefSeq and is a predicted model, not a curated record. Lineage: Eukaryota; Fungi; Ascomycota; Eurotiomycetes; Eurotiales; Aspergillaceae. Bases 1 to 330 code for a protein of 109 amino acids.
AUGGGUCUCGCGGAUUUCAUGAAAGGUGGCGAACACGAAGCUGCCGCUUCGGAAAUAAUGAACAUGGACAUCAGCACUGAGCUAUCUGCUCCAUUGGUCGCCAAGCACCUUGUAUACCAAGCUGCUGGGGGGUACGACAAGGUCUGCGAAGCGCGGGGCAAGCCUGAAUCAAUCGAAAAGGCGCAGGAAAUGAUGUCACUCUUUUGGACGGCCUUCCUUGCAAAAUUCAUUGAAAAUGGUGUCAAGAUCGACAAUGAGGCCGAGGUAAAGAGUGAGGCCGAGAGACUGUCAAAACAGGUACUCAUUGAUUCUGGGGAGUAUCAAAGUUAA